CGAGAGAGGCAUUCAUAAACCAACCAAGACUGCCGGUCGGCCAUAGCUAGCCCAGGUUCGUGGAAGGCGCAGAGCAGCAGUACGUUGAUGGAGAUCACAAAGGUGGACCUCCGUGGGCUGGAGCCAGGCGGACGAGGAUGGGACGAAGCCCGGGACGCGGUGACCGCGUCCGUGGUGGCCUACGGCUUCGUCCUAGUCCAGCACGCCGGGCUGGACAGGGACAAGCGGCUGGCGCUGUUCGACCGCGUCAUGCCGGAGCUGUUCGCGCUGCCGGCGGAGGCCAAGCGGCUUAACGUGUGCGACGAUGUGAUCUAUGGAGGGUACAUCGGGCAGAUUCCCGGGCUGGCUUACGAGACCAUGCGCAUCCAGGACGUCGCCGAUGCUGGCACCAUCAGGGACUUCGCCAAGCUCUUCUGGACGCAGGGCAACCCCGCCUUCUGUGAAAUAGCUGCCGAAUUUGCCAAGAAUACUAUCAAGCUGGACCAGACAGUAACGGAGAUGGUCUUGGAGGGCCUUGGCGUCCGGGACAGGCACGCCAUAGACUCGCACCGUGAGCAGCUUCGCUACUCCUUCCGGAUGUCCUACUACAGCACUUCACCGGAGGACGACGCGGCGAGAGUGUCCCUCACGCCGCACCGCGACUACGUCAUGACGAACGUGAUCCAGCAGCACGAAGUCGAAGGGCUGGAGGUGCAGCUAAGCGACGGCAGCUGGUUCGCCGUGCCUCCCGAGCUGGACACCUACAUCUUCGUCGCCGGCGAACUAUUUAAUGUGGUGACCAACGGACGGGUGAAGGCCUGCCUCCACCGCGUAAGGACGCCGAGCAACCGCGAGCGCUACUCCGCGCUGCUCGGCACCAUGCCUGCCAAGGGGAGCACGGUGCGAGCGAUAGACGAGCUCGUCGACGAAGAUCAUCCUCUGGUGUACAAUCCCUGCGACCCAUACGAGUAUUGCAGCUACCGGUACUCGGAGGAAGGGCUCAGAUUCAGAGACGCGCUCAAGGCUUUCUGCGGGGUGGUUAAAGAUGAACCUCUCAGCGCAUGAUCGCUGAUCGGAUGGUUAAUUGCCUGCUAACCCCAAAAACAUGUAAGCAUGGUCGGCACGGACCCCGCUAGUGUUUGCCAGGUUUUUAUACUAGCUUUCCAGAUAUGAACUUUGCAAUUGUGUUUCGAGGAACUUUUGACUAUUCAUAGUGAUCUUUUACAUUAUUUUUGUAAUCUUUCUUGAAAUAGGACAUGAUACUUCUAAAGAUUCAGGCACCGGAAAGUAAGAUUUCAGUUGAAUGAA
Molecule: messenger RNA, 1287 nt
Organism: Lolium perenne
Lineage: Eukaryota; Viridiplantae; Streptophyta; Magnoliopsida; Poales; Poaceae
Product: probable 2-oxoglutarate-dependent dioxygenase AOP1
Source: RefSeq, a predicted model, not a curated record